UUGAUAGGAAGAUAUGAAGCUCGUAAUUUUUAAUCCACUUGAUUAAAAAUAAAUAAGUGAAGAAAACACAAAGAAAACAAUUAUUAGAAAUUAAAUUAAAGUAAAAAAAGAAAAAAAAAAAAAAAGAAGUGAGUGAGCAGUUAGGCCACUCUGCUUUUGUAAAAGCAUGCGUUUAAUUUCUACGAAGGCUCCAAUUAUUUCUAAAACGUACAUGUUUUGAAGCGCGGCGUACACCUCUGUUCUGCGUCGUCUUCCUUGUUCGGACGCCUUUAAAUACACCUCUCGUGUGCCCCAAUCCUCAAACAAAAGCGAUCUAAUCCACUGCCUGCCUAGUUUAGAUUCUCUCCCAAACGAUUUCUACAAUAAUUGCUUUUGAAGUUGUUCAAAUAGAGCAGAAUUUACCGGUAAUGGCAAGGAGAUUCUGGAGCGUGGUGCGAGCAGCUUGUUCCGUACUAAGGAAGCGCGUCUCGAAGGCGAGAUUGUUGGCUGAUUUUAAGAUCUACAUGAUGAUGAAGCGAGGCAAGGUCGACGGCAAAGCCGACGUGUUUAAUCUCGUGUUCCAAAAGGCAGGGGUAAUUUUGUAAUUAAGUAAUGUUUUGGGCCGAGUCCAGCAAUGCUCAAAGGCCUAAUAAAUGCGACGCAACGACGUCGUUUUAGGGGACGUUGUAUCUGCUGAGUAUAAAUUGGCUGUCGUCAGAUUUCACCGCUUGUCUUGUCCUCAGAUAUGGACGCUUCGGAGUUGGAGACACAAACUAAUUCCACCACCGCGGCGGUGGAGGAAGAUGAAGAAGAGGAGUACGUUUUGCUUGAUUUGGAUGGCGUUUCCGACCACAUUAGCAUUCCUCCCAAUGCGCCAUACCAACUCUCUGGCCUGGACACUCCCAAUCCGAUUCUGCUGAUAGAUAACAAAAUUAAAUUGAUAGGAUAAUAUGAAGAGACAAUUGGGACUUGCCUUGUUUUUAAUCAAUCUGAUGGAUCUCCUAUUGUUCACAAAGAGACAGGGCCUUCGGAAGCCAGCCUUUUCUCCGGAAAAUACAUAAUAGAUCCGAACGAAACCCCGGCCAAACAAAAUUAGGUUCAAAAGCCCAAGGUAAAGGAAAAAAUGGGCCUGGCAAUAGAGUUGAUUGAACUGGCUGAAGGACACCGUGGGGAACUCAAGGAAAAUAGGUUUAUUUCUAAGGAAAAUACAGGUCGGGAGGUCCUCAAGACGGAAAGUCAUCAGGACGGAAAGACCUCAGGUCGGGAAGUCCUUAGGUCGGGAAGUCCUCAGGUCGGGAGGUCCUCAGGUCGAAAGGUCCUCAGGUCAAAAAGUCCUCAGGACGGAAAGUCUUCAGGUCGGGAGGUCCUCAGGUCGAAAAAUCCUCAGGACGGAAAGUCUUCAGGUCGAAAAGUCCUCAGGUCGGAAAGUCCUCAGGUCGGGAGGUCCUCAGGUCGGGAGGUCCUCAAGACGGAAAGUCAUCAGGACGGAAAGUUCGCAGGUCGGGAGGUCCUCAGGUCGGAAAGUCCGCAGGUCGAAAAGUCCUCAGGACGGAAAGUCCUCAGGUCGGACAGGUCGGGAGGUCCUCAGGUCGGGACUCUACGGCUGGACCAACAAGUCGGAUGGUUUGCAAGUCGGACCAAUACGGUUGUAGAUUGGCAGUCGCGCCAAAAGGGCGGAAGGUCUGUGGUCGGCUCAAAGAGUGAAAUAUAGUGAUAAUUUUGGUCCGCUGAGGACACGUGUCAGCAGGAGAAGGGUUGGAAGACGGUUGGAAAGGAGACGUUGUAACCGUUCGGGCGACGGUUUUCAGUACAGUUUCUCAGGGAAUAUUUAAGGAUUUGGAUCAUCAUUUGGCAAGGGAUCUUCAAUCAACUUCAACAAAGCAAAGUUAGAUUUGGGGAUCACCACUUUAAAUUUCAGUCUUUUAUUUUCCAGUUUAUUUUCUGUACCAUACAGUGUUUAGAGAUUCCUAAUCUCAGGCACUAAUUAAUCAAGUUUAAGGAUAUUUUCUAUAUCUUUGAAUUUUACUUUAUUUUUGUUGAAAAAUUACAUCAACAAAUUGGCGACCACAGUGGGAGCAAGACAAAAUUGCUCAUUCCAAUUCCGGCGACAAUUUCAUACGUCUUAGAUCCGGCCGUAUCAUCGGAAGGGUCCAUAUGGCAGGUUCACAACCUCAAUCAUCGUCGGCACCGGUGGGAGAAUCCGUUCCACCACCUAUUGUGCCAAAUGCUGGGGAAAUCCCACAACCACCAACUGAUUGGAGGUCUUAUGUUCAACAAAUGAACAACCAGCAAACUUUGGUUAUGCAAAACAUGUUGCGUGAGCAACAGAAUCUGAUGCAGAACAUGUUAGAUCAAGCACUGUCAAGGGUUAGUCUUCAACCCACUCAAACUCCACCAGGAGUAUCACCAUCCAGACUACAGGCAAAUUUCGCAGGGCCAUCAUUCGUGGAUAGUGCAUUUCCAAGUGCCACAAAUCCCAACCGAACCGAUAGGGGAAAAUCUCCUCUGACUUUUCCCAACACUGUUCCGCUGGGACCAAGGGUUUCCAGUCCGCAGCCGAACAAUACAAGGGAGGACAGGCCUGAAGGACAUAUACAUGAUCCUAUUCAUAUUCCUGUGCAGGAUCCUUUCCAUGUUCCUGAUCAUCAACGCUUUCAUGUAGAUCCUGAUGAGAUUGCACAUAUAUUAAGGGAUCAGUUUGGGCUAACUCCUCAGAUGGCUAACCGCCCUGCAUAUCAGAGACCUUUCCCAGAAAGGAUCAUUAAUGAACACCCCCUCCCAAGGAAUUAUCGACCACCCGAUUUUCAUGCAUUCUCAGGGGAGGACGGAUCUUCCACCAUAGAACAUGUUGGUCGGUUCACAGUACAAUUGGGAGAAGUUGGUAAUAACCCUUUUUAUAAGUUGCAACUGUUUGGUUUAUCUCUUACUAGAACAGCGUUUUCGUGGUUUGCAAGUCUGCCUCCUGGACAAAUUCAGACGUGGGAAGGACUGGAGAUGGCAUUUCAUGCCAGAUUCUUCAAUCCUUUACCAACUGUUUCUUUAACUGAUUUACUAGAAUUGAGACAGUACCCAGAAGAAUCUGCUUCACAGUUUAUAGAAAGGGUGCGAUUGAUGAAAGGGCGCUGUCCUACGGUAAUCAGUGAGAAAGAGAUGACCAAUUUAGUGGUCCGAAAUAUGCAUACUCGCUUAGGAAAGGCACUCACUGCACUGGAUGUUGAGGAUUUGGCAAGUCUUGCAUCUAAGGCUGGACGCUUAGAGUCUUUGUUCAGAGAGGAAGAUCAGAAUAACAGGCGUAAUAGAGGCCAACAUAUGGCGAGUAUGGGAACAGAAACAUGUGACUUUGAUUUUAAUCAGUCAGAAGAGAUGGCAGCCGAAAUCCUUUCUGGAAAACCUUAUGUAUGCCCCAAAUUGAAGCCGGUACCAGGGUCUGAAGGAAAGGAUCAACCGACGUUUGAUAGUUCGAAAGCUGACGAAAUCUUUGAUAUCCUGUUGACUGAUGGCCAGAUCCGUAUUCCAAAGGGGCAAAGAUUGGCCACUAAAGAAGAAAUCAAAGGGAGACCAUACUGUAAGUGGCAUAAUUCUUUCACACACAAUACAAGUCAGUGUACUCAUUUCAGGAAGGAAAUUCAAAAAGCCAUCAAGAUAGGUCGGCUCAAGUACAUCACUUUAGGUGUAGACCAGCAACCGUUUCCGAAAGUAACAACGUCAAUGGUUGACAUACAACCAAGUUCGGAAACAGAAAAAAACAAUUCGGCCAAUAGUGGACAAACAGGGGAACGAACUCAAGCAAGCCCCGGAACAAAAAAAGGAAGUCAGCCAAACAGUGGCCGACCGGAAGAAAGACUCAAAGUGUGUGAAAAGCCAGUCGCUGAAAAAUGGGACAAUCCAGACGGUUCUUUUAAUGUGGAGGUGAAAGAAAAGGUUUUAGUGCGUGACCACCCGACCAGAAAAACAGGGUCAGUCGGAAAUAAUUGGGCUCGAAAUAAAAAGCCUUUACCAGUUGAUAUAGAUCCUCGUUUCCCAGGUAUGAAUCGUACACAGAUUCGUAAUGCCAAACGCAGGUAUGCUGCGAAGUAUGGGAAACGAGUUCCUUCAACAAAACAACUAACCGACGAACAAAAAGCAGCCGACCAUCCGGCAGGAGAUCAGUCCAUUAGAGUCUUUUCAACAGAACAAACAACCAACGAACAGGGAGCAGCCAUUCAAUCUCCAAAAAAUCGGUCCAUUCGGGUAUGUUCAAGAAAGCAACCGAACGACGGGUUAGGCGUUUCGGAGUAUACCAAAGGAAGUUCGUCGGGACAGGGGAAAGGUAAAGGAAUAUCAGAUGAAAUAAUUAGAGGUUUUAGAUGCCAACAUUGCGAACGGAUCAACAUCAAUCCAUCUCCUGAAGAAUUCCGUAUAGAAUCUUUGACGGUUCAAUCUCAGAAUAAGACAAAGGAAGAAGUUGUAACUACAGAGGAAAAUUCGAGAUCUGUUAAAUCUCGUCUAGGGCCACGAAUCCCUUGUCGAAUGACAGAGAUUAAUCAGAUGAAAGAUGAACCGAUGUGGGCGAGUCUGUUAGAUGAUCCUACGGACGAACCUUUAUGGGCAGUCUUGGCAGAUAACGAAUUGGAGGAAACAGAGUGGGCAAAGGCUUCAGAUCCCGAGUCUCAGUCGGAGACACCUUCGAUAGUGUUUCCUCCUAUUCCAGAGGGUGCGAUCUCCCAUUUGAAACCUCUGUAUGUUAAUGCUCACAUUUGCGGGAAACCAAUCACAAAGGUUUUUGUAGAUAAUGGAGCAGUCUUUAAUGUUAUGCCAUUGAAGACUCUCAAGAAGCUAGGGAAAGGAAUUCAUGAUCUGUCUCCUGUGGAAUUCGAAAUGACAAGCUUUACAGGGCAGCCGACCAAGCCUGAAGGUAUGAUGGUUGCCACAAUUGAAGUCGGACCAAAAAAGAUCUCCACUGUUUUCUUUAUUGUGGAUGCAGAUACUACAUACUCUCUCUUGCUGGGGAGAGAUUGGAUUCAUGCCUCUCAAUGUGUGCCAUCAACACUGCAUCAACAAUUAAUGUUCUGGGAAGGAAAUCAGGUCUUCAAAAUGGAAGCAAAUGACAACCCAUUCGAUGUAUCAGAACAAGUUGAAGAGUCAGUUUUUUAUUCCAGUCAUUUGGUUCCGAUGUCUCAGUUAUAUAUGGCCAGGGAAUACCCAAACAAGGGUUAUAAAGUCACUGGCCAGAACUCGAUGUUCUAUUAAAAGAACAACUUUAUUGUAUGGCU
Andrographis paniculata is the source of this 5231-nucleotide messenger RNA. RefSeq lists its product as uncharacterized. The record is from RefSeq and is a predicted model, not a curated record. The transcript has 6 exons. NCBI's taxonomy places the organism in Eukaryota, Viridiplantae, Streptophyta, Magnoliopsida, Lamiales, Acanthaceae. The coding region runs from base 2134 to 5208 and encodes 1024 amino acids.